UCCUCCUCGCGAGCGCAGCAUCAUUAUCAUCAUCAUCAUCCCUGCGCGCCCCCGCGCCACACGGACCCGCGCAGCCCCGGCCCCGGACGCAUGAAGGUGUUUCCUCCCGGACCAUCGGCCCAGUUCGGUUCCCAGGUGACCCCGCUCCGCCGGGCGUGAAGGAAGGACCGGGUCGGUACCGGCACCCACACCCGUGCGCGCUCCCGUCCUGCAGAUCCGGACCCGCAAACCCGCCCAGAACCUCAAAAUGGCGGACAUGAUCGAGCUGGGACCCAGUUAUGCCUCGUCCAUGUCCUCGUCCAUGUCCCCGGUGCUGGCCGGCUUCCUGGGGGCCGGGGUUCUGGUGGUGGUGGUGGUGGUUCUGGUCCUGCUCUGGACCUUCUGCCAGCGCCGCUACCUGCGCGUGACGGGCCGCUACAAGCUGCACGGCGACCGCUACUGCGACGCCGAGGACCCGCCCUACAAGUUCAUCCACAUGCUGAAGGGCAUCAGCAUUUACCCAGAAUCCCUCAGCGGCAGCAAGAGGAUCGUGCGGGGCCUGCGGCGCGCCGCGCGCUCCGAGCGCGAGGGCGCUAGCGCCGGCGCCGCGGGCCGUAGUGCCGGCAUGGUGCUGGUGGACGCAGAGAACAACAUCCUGGACGUGCCGGGCCAGCUGCAGAUGAGCCACCUGGUCCCGGACCGGACCCGGGACCGGGACCAGGCCCGGCUGGACCGGGCGCUGCCGGACCGGGCCCUGCCCGUCCGCGCCGACUACGGCGGCGCCGACAGCAGCUCGGCUAGCAGCAGCCAGACCAGCAGCAAGACGGCGUCGCCGUUCACGCCGGCGCCGUCCGACCCGGAGGCCGAGCCGAGUCUGGGCUCCGUCAGCCUCACCGUCGACUACAACUUCCCCAAGAAGGCGCUGGUGGUGACGAUCGUGGGCGCGGCGGGGCUGCCGGCCAUGGACGAGCAGGCGGGCAGCUCCGACCCGUACGUGAAGAUGACCAUCCUGCCGGAGAAGAAGCACCGGGUCAAGACCCGGGUGCUGCGGCGAACGCUGGCGCCGCGCUUCGACGAGACCUUCACCUUCUACGGCGUGGCCUACAGCGCACUGCCCGAGCUCACGCUGCACUUCCUGGUGCUCAGCUUCGACCGCUUCGCCCGCGACGACGUGCUGGGGGAGGCGCUGGUGCCGCUCAAGGGCGUGGACCCGUCCACGGGCCGCGUGCACCUCAGCCAGCCCAUCACCAAGAGGAACAUGCAGGGAGAAAACCGUGGCGAGCUGCUGACGUCUCUGUCCUACCAGCCGGUGUCUCACCGUCUCAGCGUCGUCGUCCUGAAGGCCCGGCACCUGCCCAAGAUGGACAUCACGGGCCUGUCCGCCAAUCCGUACGUGAAGGUGAACGUCUUCUACGGCCGCAAGCGCAUCGCCAAGAAGAAGACGCAUGUGAAGAAGUGCACGCUGAACCCGGUGUUCAACGAGUCGUUCAUCUACGACAUCCCGCCCGAGCUGCUGCCGGAGAUCUGCGUGGAGUUCCUGGUGGUCGACUUCGACCGCACCACCAAGAACGAGGUGCUGGGCCGGCUGCUGCUGGGGCUGCACAACGCCGCGCCCUCCGGCGCCGCCCACUGGCGGGAGGUCUGCGAGAACCCGCGCCGCCAGAUCUCCAAGUGGCACAACCUGAGCGAGUACUGAGGGGGCGGGGCCUGCAGGAGGGAGGAGGCGGGGCCUGGAGGAGGGAGGAGGCGGGGCCUGGAGGAGGGAGGAGGCAGGGCUUCUCCGGCGCCCGCGGAGCACAGACUCAGUGUACAGCACACACACACACACACACACAUACACACACACACACACACACACACACACACACACACACACACACACACACACACAGCCUUGUGUCAUAGCCCCCCCCCCCCCGUCUCUGCAUCUGCAUCUAGAAGAAUCCAGAAAACCAAGAAAAAGCUGUUUUUCAGACCCGUGAAGUUCCUGAGACUUGUGUGACGGCGGGAAACGCUCUGAUACCCGUGAAGAAGAAGAAGAAAAAAGAAACAAUGUAGCUCCUAUAAUGUAGUAAUUUCCUGAAAAUGUAAUAACGCCUGAAAAUGUAAUAAAAUUUGCACUUAACUCAAUCGAAAAUGUAAUAAAACCCAAUAAUGUGAUAACUUCACCAAUAAUGUAAUAAAAUAUCCUGACGAAUUUUGUAAUAACAUUUUUACCGAUAAUGUAAUACCUUAUUACGUUAUUGGGAAUUUAUUACAUGCUACUCAAAGUCUGCAAUUUAACCCAAUAGUCAUUCUGGUGUUUCAAAUCCAGUGUAUAUAACAUUCUUAGAUACUUAAAACACUUAAAAACUUAAAAAAUGUAGAACUCUGGACUGAAAAUGAACAUAUAUAUUACAUUAUUUGUCAAGUAUUACAUUAUCAGUUUUGGAAUAAAAAAAAUAAGACCCACCUGAAAAUGUAAUAAAUUCCCAGUAAUGUAAUAAGGUAUUACAUUAUCUGUAAAAAUUGAUUUUAUUACAUUUUCGAUUGAGUGAAGUGCAAAUUUUAUUACAUUUUCAGGCGUUAUUACAUUUUCAGGAAAUGAUUACAUUAUAGGGUGUUACAAACAACGCCCCCCCCCCUUAACCCCCCCAACCCUCGCUAUUGUUGUCAUGCCGUUCAUCGCAUGUCUGUCUGAAAAGAAAACUAAAAUAACCGGCGGAGGACUGGAGCUGCGGCCGCCGGCUCCGACAGAAGAAGAAGAAGAAACGUAGAAACUAAACUCCCGCCUUGUCCAGUAGAACUGCUGUCGCGCCUCGUCCAGCCGCCCCGGCCCCCCAGGGCCACCCAGGGCCGCCCCGGCCCCCCCAGGGCUGCCCGGCCCCCCCAGGGCCCCUCACACCGACCACAGGCGGCUGGCGGGCGCGGACAGAUGAUGUAAAAUAGUUGUUUGUGACAUGAAAACCUUCCUGCACUGUUGCACUGAAGCAGAGGGCAGCUGUGGCACCCGGUUCGGGGUUUUGGGGCCCGGGUUCUGGGCCGGUGGGGGGCGGGAUUCGGGGUUCGGGAUUCAGGGCCCGCCUGUAGCCGGAGGUGAAGCUGCUCGGAAAGAUGGCGGCCGGGAAAACGCCUGAAUGACCCGAGAAACGUUGGUUUGGAGAUGAAAUCACACACACAAACGUCAAACCUGGCAACCCGUUUGUUGCCAAACUUUAGUACUUUGUCAUUUUAGUGGCUGUUAUUUCCUUUUCUGGACAGUUUUCAGACAGAAAAAGAGGGAGAGAGAUGCCCAGAUUACAACUCUAAAAGUGUCAAACCUGGCAACUCGUUUGUUGCCAGAUUUGCUUAAUGAGAAACUUAAAUUUUUGUGAUUCUGGUGGCUUUUCUUUUCUUAUCUGGAUGGUUUUCAGGCAGGAAAAGAGAAAUAGCGGGAGGAAGGGGGGACAAGGGCCAGAAUAAAAAAGUAUUGGGCAAUUCAAAAAAACGUCAAACCUGGCAACUCGUUUGUUGCCAAACUUUAGUACUUUGUGAUUUUAGUGGCUGUUAUUUCCUUUUCUGGAUGGUUUUCAGGCAGAAAAAGAGGGAGAGGAGAGAGAUGCCCAGAGUAAAAGAAUAAAAAAGUAUUGGGCAACUUUAAAAAAUGUCAAACCUGGCAACUUCUUUGUUGCCAGAUUUGCUUAAUGACAAACUUUAGUUUUUUGGUGAUUUUAGUGGCUUUUCUUUUCUUUUCUGGACGGUUUUCAGACUGAGGUACAGGAGUGAGGUUAACCAGCAUGUGGACCAGACUACAGGAGUGAGGUUAGCCAGCAAUGGACCAGACUACAGGAGUGAGGUUAGCUAGCAUGUGGACCAGACUACAGGAGUGAGGUUAGCCAGCAAUGGACCAGACUACAGGAGUGAGGUUAGCCAGCAUGUGGCCCAGACUACAGGAGUGAGGUUAGCCAGCAUGUGGACCAGACGGACUACAGGAGUGAGACCCUGCCGGGCCUCCAGGACCUGGACGGAGCUGCAGCUGCUGGAGACGCUACUUCCUGGUCGAUGCUACUUCCUGGUCGAUGCUACUUCCUGGUCGAUGCUACUUCC
Molecule: messenger RNA, 4044 nt
Organism: Cololabis saira (Pacific saury)
Lineage: Eukaryota; Metazoa; Chordata; Actinopteri; Beloniformes; Belonidae
Gene: syt11b
Product: synaptotagmin XIb
Exons: 5
Coding region: 248-1675 (475 amino acids)
Biological process (GO): regulation of dopamine secretion; regulation of calcium ion-dependent exocytosis; cellular response to calcium ion
Cellular component (GO): axon; synapse; membrane
Molecular function (GO): SNARE binding; phosphatidylserine binding; clathrin binding
Source: RefSeq, a predicted model, not a curated record